AUGUCCCUAAAUCCCAAUGCAAUGCCUUGGAAUAUGCCGGAAUCCGGCAUCGAUCCAGUCAUGGAUACAAACACAAGGAUGGGACAGCAGGACCCUCGCUUCCAUGGAUAUCCAUCGUAUUAUCCCAAUCAUCAUGCACACCAAAUGCCACCGGUGAUGAUACCCCACCAGAUGCCGCGGCACAUGAUGGGACAUGGAUUUUCCAACCCGAACCACAUGCCACCCAUGCCUCAGAAUGAACCAGUGCAAUCGUACAACCAUCCAAGAGCACGAUCACAACAAUAUAACGCAGGGAUCAUGAAUCCAAUGCAUUCCGUUUCAACCCCUUCUUAUAAAAAGCUAAGACCUGUUAUUGUUGUAUUUGGUUACCGACGUGUAGGAAAAACAACGGUGGCAAAACGAAUAUCAGAAGCUCGCAACUACAAAUAUAUUUCAUUGAAACCCAAAGAGGAGGGCGCUGUUGUUUCCCCUACGGAUUACGUUGCCCCUCUGGUAGAACUUCUCUCCCGCAAGAAUUCGUUUGAGGGGAUUGUUAUUGAUGAUAUUGUGGUAAGAAACAAAUAUGAGCCUUAUUAUGUCCACUCUCUUCUGCAGAAACACAAUCUAAAGUUUGAUGUUAUUGUUGUUCUUGACAAUGACUUGGAUAACACAAAGGAGAGGGGCGUUGACUACGACGAUUCACUACAACGGCAGCUUCACCCCGAGAGCUAUGAGUUUUGUGCGAGCUAUCUUCAAGGUGAGCCGACCCUUGUGGUGGAGUGCCGAGAAAAAACGUUGGAUGAAGUAGUGACCGACGCUCUGCGACAAUUGGGAGAAGUAAAUUUCACAAAAGACUCCAACAUCUCACUUAAGGGAGUGGAACUGAUGCCCAGUUGCCCCUUGGAACGAAACGCCGCUCUGGUAACAGCCAUUCUGGAUGCGCAAACGCAGCAGUUGAAGUUGAGCGAAGGAUCGCUAUUUCCGUUCUCGGAACCAAAUUAUUUGUUAGAGUAUGCAAUUUUCGCCCGUUAUGCGUAUGCCUUUCGCAGCUACAUGAUCACUCCCUGGAUUCAAGGGGAUAAAGUCUCUUUGAUUGGGUACCAAGGUGCUGUGUACGUGCACCUUCCAAGCUACAACAUUGUCUUCUACUUUAUAGAUGCGCCAUCGACUUUAACGCAGUUGGCCAAAGGAAACGUGGAAAACAAUGAGGUUGGGUUUAUUUUUGAGGCCACGUUUGCCGGUGAUAAAUUGUACAUAUCUGACCUUCUCAUGAUGGGUGAAAUGAAGGCGUCAGAAAUGCUUGUUAAUGAGCGAGUGGAACUCUUAAAGAAAAAACUAAAAGACAUGAAUAGCAGCACGGUGGAGUUGCUUCCCUGGUAUCCUGUGCAAUCGAUAGAGGCGUGCGAGUCGGAAAAUCCACAGGCAGCUGGUGUCCUCUUUGUCAACCCGGAUGGUGUCAUGUUUGGCGGGUAUGACAGCCGAAACUUUCUGUACCCUCUGCAGCGGAAAAAAUCUGUUGAACUUCGUGUUUGGAAUGGCAACUUUGUCGGUGACUCAUGGACAUUUGACGCUUUCUGCGAGGAAAUGGGAAAUGAGAAUAUUGUGGAGGGUAUCCCUGUCCAUGUUCCCGACACGGAGGUCACUCAACAUUGCAUCAACGACGGAAACAUCUUGGAGUGUAUUCGCCAAGACUACCACGCGGGGCCCAAUAAAGGACGACGGGGAGCCAAACGUUUUGUCUUCCAGGGACGGUGCCAAUGGAAGGUCCGGCCCACAACAAUGUUCAAGCAAGAAGUCUUUGUAAGUGAUCCCAAGUGGCCAUUUGAACGUAUGGCUCAGGCCUGCGCGUCUGUAAAGCACAUUCCGCCCACGCGGCCAGAAGGAAUUACAACCGCGGAUGGAUAG
This is a messenger RNA of Trypanosoma cruzi, 1884 nucleotides long. RefSeq lists its product as uncharacterized. The record is from RefSeq and is a predicted model, not a curated record. The coding region runs from base 1 to 1884 and encodes 627 amino acids. NCBI's taxonomy places the organism in Eukaryota, Euglenozoa, Kinetoplastea, Trypanosomatida, Trypanosomatidae. The transcript has a single exon.